Messenger RNA from Zea mays, 1768 nucleotides. RefSeq lists its product as uncharacterized. The transcript is spliced from 7 exons. Gene Ontology annotation, molecular function: phosphatase activity. NCBI's taxonomy places the organism in Eukaryota, Viridiplantae, Streptophyta, Magnoliopsida, Poales, Poaceae. Bases 464 to 1546 code for a protein of 360 amino acids. The record is from RefSeq and is a predicted model, not a curated record.
AUCUACAACAUAUGUUUAUUAAAAAGCUGUGGUAAUGUGGGUCAAAAUCACUGUACCUCCGUCGAUGUUUCCGUCACAGCGAAGAGAAAUAGAGGGGGUUAAACCAGACUGAACAUCAAGCCAGUGCUAGAAAUACGAAACAAUAAUAAUAAAAGAAACACUGGAAAAUUGCACGAACCCUGCGUGUGCGCGUACGAUAGUUACCACUCGCGGCAGCUCUCCAGUCCAGCUGUACUGUCCAUGACAGGUGGGGACAUAUGAAUCUCCACCUAUCACGAAUACCCUAUUCCGCUAAGCUCACCCGCCCGCAAAAACACCACGGGCGCGGGCGCGGAGACCGACCACCACGGCACCACCUCCACCUCCUCCGGUUGCCUUCGGCCUCGCCUCCCCUCCGUCCUCCCCGUCUCCAGCCUCCGGGACCGGAAGCUCCACGUGGCGCGGCAGCUCGUACCCGGCGUCUAUGGCGGCGGCAGAAGUGUACUCGCCGACCGCGGCGGCGGCGGCGCAGCAGCAGCGGGAGAAGGCGGCGUCGCAGGCGUGGCGGACGGUGGUAGGGUGGAUCGGCUUCCUUGUUCAGGUUCUGCUCCAGAUCCUUCGAGGCACGCCGUCCUGCGCCCAGCUCUUAUCCUUCGUCGGCGUCCGCUACCCGCUCCUCUCCGGGCCCACAGCCUCGAACCCGUCGCCGGAGGUGGCCUUCAUGCCGCUCCGCUCCGAGAUCCCAGCUGACGCGGCACCUGCCCCGACACCUGCGCCUGAGCCCCUGGGCCGCCUCAAGGUAGUGCUUGACUUGGAUGAGACUUUAGUUUCUGCAUAUGAAUCAUCUAGUCUUCCUACUAUUGUACGUACACAAGCUGUUGAAGCAGGAUUACAUUGCUUUGAUAUGGAAUGCAUAUCAUCUGAUAAGGAUGCUGAAGGAAAACAGAAGGUGAAUCAUGUGACUGUUUUCGAGCGUCCUGGUUUGCAUGAGUUCUUGCAGAAAACUAGUGAAUUUGCAGACCUUAUCCUUUUUACAGCAGGUUUAGAAGGUUAUGCUAGACCUUUAGUUGAUCGAAUAGAUGUUCACAAUAGAUUCAGACUUCGUCUCUAUCGCCCAUCAACUGUUACCACGGAAUACAGAGAACAUGUGAAAGAUCUUUCUUGCGUGUCAAAAGAUUUCGGCAGGAUUGUCAUUGUCGACAACAAUCCGUUCAGUUUCAUUCUUCAGCCUUUGAAUGGAAUACCUUGUGUUCCAUUUUCAGCUGGACAACAUUCUGAUGACCAGCUCAUGAUGGUUAUAUUUCCACUCCUGAAGCAUCUUUCUCUCCAGAAAGAUGUCAGACCUGUAUUGCAUGAAAGGUUUCAUAUGCCAGAAUGGUUCCAAAAGCAUGGGAUCCCCCAAACUAAUCAGUCUGUGAUCAUCGACGAGCGGAGGAGGAGGUUGAAGUCUGAUGUGGUUGAGAUGUUGACAUGCAUUAAAAAUUGGGAGGAUGCUGAAGCAAGGAUGCAACACAUGGUGGAUGACAAAGAGCUUGAAGAAACAUUUGAAAAUGUUUAUCUUGAUUAGUCUCUUUGUGACCAUUUGUGCAAUGGGACUGUAAUAUUAUGCACCUGAACUUUGUUUAUUGUAAGGACAGUGAACUUUUUAAUGAGUUGGGUUGUACUCUUUUUUCCUGUCUAAGGUUUCUCACAAGGGUGAGUUUUACCUAGACAGGUUUUUAACGAGGCAGCCAUUGCACUACAGCUCAUAAUAAAAAUGUUUUAAUAAACAUAGCAGUUUGAAGUUGUA